AGGUAAUAGCACAAUUUAAAAGAAAAUGGGAAGGUACAAUGAUGUGGAGGAAACGAGCGAAUUCUUACACGGCAACAACUGUCUCGUUUAUCCGCUCGACCGCAGGUCCGGUGGCGGGAGAGGAAAAGGUGUGACUAUCAAUCCGCAAUGUCGGUUGAAUUAGAUAAAUACGAUGAAGAUAAUGAUAAUGACAAUGAUGAUGAUAAUAAUAUUCAUCAACUUCAACGUAAUCGUCAACGACAACAACAACAACAACAACAACAACAACAACAAAAACAAAGCUUUAUGCAACUAGUUGCAAGUAAUGAAACGACUACUACUGCCAAUAACAACAGUCACGAUCCUAAUAAUAUUUUAUUAAAAGCAAAUGAAACAAUUACAACAACAACUACUACAACUAGUACAACAAUCAUCAACGAGCCCAAUCAAACUCAAUGUUGAUGGCAAAUAAAUCAUUUGUUUUUCUUAAUUUAUUAAUAAAAUAAAAGAAAAAGGAAAACAAAUUAUAUUUAAUUUACAUUAAAUGGUAAGGUUUCUUUGUUUUUUUUUUGUGGGGGGGGGGGUUUCAAAUUUACUUUUGUCAUUACAAAUUG
Molecule: messenger RNA, 593 nt
Organism: Polistes dominula (European paper wasp)
Lineage: Eukaryota; Metazoa; Arthropoda; Insecta; Hymenoptera; Vespidae
Gene: Dh31-R
Product: Diuretic hormone 31 Receptor
Biological process (GO): cell surface receptor signaling pathway; adenylate cyclase-modulating G protein-coupled receptor signaling pathway
Cellular component (GO): plasma membrane
Molecular function (GO): calcitonin receptor activity
Source: RefSeq, a predicted model, not a curated record